UAAGCAUAAAAUAAUUUACCAACUUUCCCAUAACUAUCCAGACAGAGGAUGAUAAAUGAAAACAAAUGUGCAUAUAAAAUUAAACUUUUCUUGUUGGGACUCGAGGUGUAUAUCCUGACACCUGACCAGAAAACCAAAGUUAAAUAGUGCUUCCUAGUUUUCAUACGCCUGCAAAAUUCCAUCCUUGUAAUCUGUCUGUUCCAUUCUAGUAUAUAAUGCCUUGAACCUUGAGAGCUAGGGGGUGAAAAUCUCUUUAUCAAUACUCAUAUAGUAUUUCUUUCCUUCCAUUUUCAAAAGCUUUCCUAGGGAACCCUAUAGGGAGAUUUCCUUCCAUAGCCUUUCGGUGCGCAAAUUCUUUCACUUUUCCUUGGCAAUGUGAUCUGUUUUUACUUCUCUCAGAAUCAUUUGGCAUAAUGCAAGUUUCACUGUUACCCCACUGUGAAAUGAGUCAUGUCUCCUGAUGACACACUUUAUUCUCUCUUCCUCUAUUGGAAUCUUUUCCACUGCUCUAAUCUUAACAUGAAAAGCAAAAGCUGGCUCUUAUUCCGGUCAUAUCAAUUCUUUCUCUUUUGCACUUUUGACCAUAAAAUCUAACUACAUAACAUUCUUGUUCGUCCUCUCGGAUCUUGUGCUUUACCAGCCCUAUAUAUGCUCCCUUUCCUAUAAGAAUUUCUCAUCGUAAAAAGAAUAUUAGGGGUAUGGCAGUUGAUGUAUGCUCAGAAGUUUCAAGUCCUGUUGUAAGUCCAAGAAUCUCAUUUUCUCAUGAUCUUAGGGAAACAGAUCCAAUUCCACGCGAACGCUACCAACAUCGAUCUGAUGCAUUACUUUUGGAAUCCAUUGAUUUCAAUUUCAGCAUCAGUCAAAGCUUCUCACAGGGGCUGCUUUCAUCUGCAGAUGAGUUGUUUGCAAAUGGCAAGAUCAUUCCUACAGAAGUCAAGAAAAUCACAACCAUCAAGCCUGGUGAAGAAACAGCCUCUAAAGAAAUUUAUCGAUCUAAGCCAAUUUCGUCAUGUUAUCGAAAAGAUACGGCCUUUAACUUCUCAGCUGCAGCUACAAGUUCAGCCACUGACAAUGCAGAUACAGCCCUGAAUUUAGAUACAAAGAAAAAGAGUUUGAAGGAGCUAUUGUCCAUCAACCCUGAAACUGAAUCUGAUGAAGAAACAGAAGAAGAAAAGAAGCCAUCAUCCAAACCUUUUUGGCAGUUCCGAAGAAGCAGCAGUUUGAAUUUAAAUAGCAGUAGAAGUAGCACCUUAAUCCGAUCCUUACAUUUUCUCUCACGGAGCAAUUCAACUGGUUCUGCUCCCAAUCCAACAGCAUCAGGGGUACCAAAGGUUCUGAAGAAGCAGCAUUCCCAGAAAGAUCGGCCACCAUGGAACAAGCGAAUAGAUUCAUCUGUACCAUCAUCCUCCGGUCAUUAUUUUUACUCACAUCGAGCAUACAGAAGUCCUUCAAGAAAGAAUUAUGAAAGUGGAGUUAGAGUUAGUCCCGUACUCAACAUUUCACAUGCUUGCAUUUCCAAGGGCAGUGGAAGUUUAUUUGGUCUUGGUUCUUUGCUCUGCAGCGGGAAGUCCAAAAAGAAGAAAAAGUGCAACCAGUGGAUUUAACUAAUCAUUUUAAUGCAGUUCAGAUUUCAUGCUAGAUGCCUUUCUCAAAUCACUGCAUAAUUUCCAUUACAACACAAUGUAUUAACAAACAUGACGAUUUAUACGGAAGAAUACGAUUUAUUUACCUGGUGCACAAAUGCAAAGGAUCAUAAUUAAAGGCUAGGCUUGGUCUACUGCACCAAUGGCAGUUCUCGUAGAUUUCUGUAUUCUUAGAAUUAGACUAAAUUGAGUUAGAUAAGUCGCAACGAAUAUUUUCUGCACUUCACAACUCAGGAAGAAAUUGAUGAAUUGCCAGAUUACUGGUUUUAUGUGCA
Molecule: messenger RNA, 1918 nt
Organism: Coffea eugenioides
Lineage: Eukaryota; Viridiplantae; Streptophyta; Magnoliopsida; Gentianales; Rubiaceae
Product: probable membrane-associated kinase regulator 1
Exons: 1
Coding region: 699-1604 (301 amino acids)
Source: RefSeq, a predicted model, not a curated record